This is a messenger RNA of Caenorhabditis briggsae, 2175 nucleotides long. The coding region runs from base 1 to 2175 and encodes 724 amino acids. Gene Ontology annotation, molecular function: FAD binding; methylenetetrahydrofolate reductase [NAD(P)H] activity. The record is from RefSeq and is a predicted model, not a curated record. Gene Ontology annotation, cellular component: cytosol. Lineage: Eukaryota; Metazoa; Nematoda; Chromadorea; Rhabditida; Rhabditidae. Gene Ontology annotation, biological process: tetrahydrofolate interconversion. The transcript has 8 exons.
AUGGAAGAGGAUGUGACCUUAUCAAUAUUGGCAGGGUCACUUCCCAUAUGCCAAGUCAUGUCAACGAAGACAGAUCCUCCUUCUGAAAGUCGCUCAACACGUUCGAGGAAGUUUGGAACACCAUUCACGAAACGUGGUGGGAAGAAUUCCAAGGAGAAGAAUGGAAUGGCUAUUUUACGCGUAAAUGGUAUCGAUAGCGGCGACGAGAAUGCUGUGGUUACUGAGAAGCCGGUUUUUGAAACUAGUAAGAGUUGGUCUUUGAAAAAUUACGAGCUUCUUCACGAAAGGAUCGAACGUCUGAUCGAGGAGAAGACUCCAUUCUUCUCCUUGGAAUUCUUCCCACCACGUUUCGUGAAUGGUGUUCCAAACUUCCUCGAACGUGUUGAGCGACUUUCAGAAGGAGGAUCUGUCUUCGUUGACAUGACUUGGCAUAUGGGAAGUGACCCUGCCAAUAUUGAUAAGGUCACAUCCUCUUCCUCGAUUGCUGCAUCCAUGCUCGACUACUGUGGAGUGGAUACCAUGUUGCAUAUGACAUGUGUCCAGUACAACAAGGCUGACACUUUGAAGCAUCUCGAACAAGCCAAGGCGAUGGGACUCAGAAGCAUUCUUGCUCUCAGAGGAGAUCUACCUCCAGGGGUGUGUUGCGGCAUCGUUUCUAAUUCAUUUUUCAUUUUCAUGUUUCAGACUGAGCUCGAGGAUACUAACCAAUUCCGUGCUCUCGACAUGAUCCGUUGGAUUCGUGAGGAAUACGGAGACUACUUCUCCAUUGGUUGCGCUGGAUACCCACUCGGACAUCCACAAGCCCCUUCGUACAAGGCUGAUCUUCAGUAUUUGAAAGCUAAAUGCGAUGCCGGAGCUAACUUUGUGAUCACCCAACUGUUCUUCGAACCAGAGACUUUCGAGAAGUUUGUGGCUGAUUGCCGUGAAAUCGGAAUCACCAAACCAAUCAUUCCUGGAAUCAUGCCAAUCAUGGGAUACGAAUCCAUCAAGCGUAUCGCUAAACUCUCCCAACUGGAAAUUCCUGAGCACAUUCUCGAAGAUCUUGAGCCAAUCAAGCAUGAUGACGACGCUGUUCAAAAGUAUGGAACUGAGCGAUGUAUUGAAAUGUGUAGACGUCUUCUCGAUAACGGAUCAGCUCCAUCGAUUCAUUUAUAUACCAUGAAUCGUGAGGGAAGCAUUCGUGAGAUUCUAAAAGCUCUUGGAUUGUGGAAGCUCGAAGGAGAUCGUGUGUUCCCAUGGAAAAAUCGUUCUCAACAUCCAAUCAGAUGUCUUGAAAGUGUUCGCCCAAUCUACUGGAGCUUCCGUCCUCGCAGUUAUAUCACCAGAACUCGCGAUUGGGAUCAGUUCCCGAACGGAAGAUGGGGAAACAGUUCUUCUCCAGCAUUUGGUGACGUGAGCAGCUACUACUUGUCCAACUUAACAACCCUUCGUAACGGUGACGAUCGUCUCUCCAUGUUUGGGGAAAAUAUCGAAAGUAUCGAAGACGUCAAGCGUGUCUUCAUCAACUACAUCACCCAAACUCCAAACGUUUCCGGAAAGAAAGUUACUGUUCUUCCAUGGACCGAGGCUGAAACUGGAGUUCAGCCAGAGACAUCAUUGAUCAGCGAACAACUUGUUUGGUGCAACGAGAAUGGAAUUCUUACUGUGAACAGUCAACCGUCCGUCAAUGGAGCGCCAUCUACUGAUCCACUCGUCGGAUGGGGAAAACCAGGAGGAUACUGCUAUCAGAAAGCAUAUCUUGAGUGCUUCAUGACUGCCGAACUUUCAGAAAAGUUGAUUGAUAUCAUUGAGAGAGAAUAUCCAGUUCGUGUUAACUACCACGCGAUUGAUAAGGAUGUAAGCUAUAUUCUGAAUUCACACGAUUCAAUGCAAAUUUUCAGAACCAACAGCGAAGAGACCACUCCAAUUGCUGUCACAUGGGGAGUCUUCCCAGGAUCAGAAAUAGCUCAGCCAACUGUAGUUGAUCCACUUUCGUUCCGUGCUUGGAGAGAUGAAGCUUAUCAAAUGUGGAUGGCCCAAUGGGGAGAUUUCUAUCCAAAAGAAUCCAAGUCAUAUGGAGUUAUCAAAUCAAUUCAUGACACAUUCCGUCUUGUGACUCUUGUGGAUAACGACUUCCAGAAACCAUCCGUCCUCUUCGACGUUCUUCAGAAGGCUCUCGAACAACUCUAUCAGUAA